UCAACUUGGAGACCUGAGAUCUAAUACGACUCUGAAUUGCACUUUCUUCUCUACUAUGUAUUACUUCGUACCUCCGUUACUCUUGGCUUUUUCGAUCUUUUUUCCCCUUCUUUCCUUCUCUUUUUCUUCCAAGGCGGGCCUUCUUGUAUUCUAUUAGUCAAUCCUCAAACUUGGGUUCUUGGUAUUCAGUUCAUUCCGUCCUGUCGUUUUCGGUGUACCCAACCAGAUACGUUUUUGGGUGACUUUAAUAAUAUUCGUCUUUCUUUUAUCUUGUUCGCAUACUGGUUAUGUUAUGAAUUCAGGAAAAGUGCUUGGAUGCAGAGCAUUUCGGCGUAUAGUAAUAGCUUCUGAACGAUAACAUGCCGCCAUCUAACAGGAGACGACAAUCCCAGGACGCUCAACCAUGGAGGGGGUCACCAAAAAUGGGUCAGCGGUCGACGUUAUUCUCGCGUAGGAGUUUGGAACGUAGGAAUACCGAAGACGAUGCUACUAGCACUAGAAAUUUGAGAGCACGACGGAUUGUUAUUCGAGGCGACCACGAGAGCGACAGUGAUUCAGACGAUGAUCCUAAACAUGGUCUGGGAGACUUGAGUGACGAUGACAGCGAUGACGACGAAGACGAUAAGAUCAGCGAUUCUCCACAGAAAACAACUCAGUUACCUACACCAAGCUCUUCGGGGUCUAUUGUUACUCUGACUGCGCUACCAAGUCGAACUACUACUCCGUUAACGAUCAUGACCACUACUCCCAUAUCUCAAUUAUCGUCUACUUCUAUACCACUACAUGUUCCGGUUUUUUCAACUCCUCCUAGUCUAGGGAAAGCAUUCCCUCCACAACAGGGUAAAGAGGAGCACGAUGACUAUGACGAUCUGGAAUCACCCAUCACUUCCCAGUUUGUUCCCACAGUCACCACUGGGCAGUUGUUUACGGAACCAACGUCAGUACCCGUAGCCUCAGAUACUGUGGGCGAUAACGAUGGGGGCAAGUAUAAAUGGCAUAAAGACCCUCAACAGCAACAGCAGGGUGUUUUGAAUCCUACAGCAGAGCACCUCCUCAUUGCCGCAGGUGCAAUAGGUGCUUUCAUUUUAUUCUGCUUUAUCGGAUGGAUUAUCUACAAGGUCAUAAAGAGGACGAAGGGUCAGGGCAUUGGUAUUAGCGGCGGUAUGGGAUCUAUCGACAAGUUCAAUGAGAAACGGAGAGGAUCGAUAGAUGACCGUACGUUAUACAUGGCUAACGAGGCGCCCCCUAUUUACGAGCAGGGAGAGCAUGGUACCAUGCAAUCAGGCAACUUCUAUGGCCCCAGUAAAGCGUAUUCACCAGGACCUGGGAGCAUAGUACGUUCAGUCGCCUCAAAUUCCGAGGCAGGAACCCUUCGGCAGUCACCAGAAAAUAACCCACCGCUUGCGAGUAUCAUAAACCAAUAUAUUCCAGGAAAUGGAGGCGCCUCAAAUAAUGGCGAUAUCAACCUGACCAUGAGGUCUCAAGUAACCCGGCCAUAUUACAACGAAUCAGACCUUCCUCGACAACCACCAGAAACAUUUAAUGCGCCGAAACGGGCUGGAACCCGAGCUAGCGAAAUAUCGUCCAUAUCUUCUGGAUUUGGGGACGGUGACAUUAUUAUACCUCCGUCCUCAGGAGCGGACAAUCCCGUACCUGGUCUGGACGAGGAGAACCCUGCCGCUCGAGACUCAUGGAUGAGUCGGCCAGGCGAAAGGAGGGAAACGGUAUAUACGGAAGCGAGCGAGGACCGUCCAGCUCGGUUUCGCUCUAUAACCAGCUGGGUCAACCAGCAGGCAGGACGAGCGAAGAGAGCGGGUUCGAGGGCGCGGGAACGUGGAGAAGUGCCUGUUAUGCCAGCAAUCCCAGGCGCGAUAAGUGCAACACAACAGACCGCUUACCGGUGAUGGACGAUACUACUUAAUACCAAAAGAAUCCAACACGAUACUUUUACUCUUUUCUUCGUUGUCCCAAUCCAGGAACCCCCAAGGAACAGGAUCUAUAGCGAGACCAAAACGAAAAGGAAUUAUAAUCUAACUUUAAAAGGGGUACAUGACCUUGCGUUCAUUCGUGUUGGUCA
Messenger RNA from Daldinia loculata, 2077 nucleotides. RefSeq lists its product as uncharacterized. Bases 360 to 1904 code for a protein of 514 amino acids. The transcript has 3 exons. The record is from RefSeq and is a predicted model, not a curated record. Lineage: Eukaryota; Fungi; Ascomycota; Sordariomycetes; Xylariales; Hypoxylaceae.